Orussus abietinus is the source of this 2893-nucleotide messenger RNA. It is a transcript of the gene pnt, whose product is annotated as ETS-like protein pointed. Gene Ontology annotation, cellular component: nucleus. NCBI's taxonomy places the organism in Eukaryota, Metazoa, Arthropoda, Insecta, Hymenoptera, Orussidae. The coding region runs from base 287 to 2368 and encodes 693 amino acids. Gene Ontology annotation, biological process: regulation of transcription by RNA polymerase II; cell differentiation. The record is from RefSeq and is a predicted model, not a curated record. The transcript is spliced from 11 exons. Gene Ontology annotation, molecular function: sequence-specific DNA binding; DNA-binding transcription factor activity, RNA polymerase II-specific.
UGGCGGGGCGCACCGAUUCACCGGGGGAGGUCGGCUCCGCUCUCAGUUUCAUUCAUGAACGCCGAGACGCAGCCAUAAUAUUUAAUUUGUAAUCUGUAUUGUGUACGGUGCACCGCGUAGUGCUGCCGAUGUGCGUGCACCCUUUGCCCUCUGGUUUUCACAUGUGACCCCUGGUUUGUGUUGAAUUGGUUUCUCCUCCUCGUUGCCGCUGGUGCCUCCCGCGUUAUCGUGCUGCUGUUUAUCGUCUUUUUCGCUUGGUGAAGCCCCGCUGGAAGCUACAGCGAAAAUGGACAUAGAGUCCCUGUACGACUACGGGGAGGAAGACCAGGACUUCUACGAGGAAAGUCCAGGAACUAGAAAAGGAUAUCCCAUCGACCAUAGAUCAAUAAAGCGCGACCCACGGAACGCAAGCGGUAUCCUGGGAUGCGGCAGCAUCAGCGGCGGCGGCGUCAUGAUGAUGAUGGCGAAGUACAUGAAGCAGGAGCUCGCUUCCGACGCUGAAGAGGAGGGCCUGGUGCCAGUUUUGCCCGGUCGCUUCACUUCCAUGCGCAAAGUGCCGUCCCUGUCGGACCUUUCGGAUCCGGAAAACUCCCUCGACAUACCGGCGCAGGUGCCGCCGCUGACACCCGGGACCAACAAAAAGAUGACAGAAGCCCUCAAGGCUUCCUUCGCUUCUUGGGAGAAAGAGCAAGAUCGCCUUAACAUAACCAAAGAUCCAAGGCAAUGGUCAGAAACGGCAGUAGCACACUGGCUGCAUUGGGCCAUCAGGGAAUUCUCGUUGGAAGGUGUCGCGAUGCAGCCAUGGCAGCACAUGACGGGGAAACAGAUUUGCGCCAUGGGCAAGGAGUCUUUUUUAGCACGUGCCCCUGCGUUCAUGGGGGACAUACUCUGGGAACACCUGGAAAUCCUACAAAAAGACGUCGACGUAGAGAAGCCUUCGUUAGAAGAUAUGCCCGCUAAUUUAUACGAGAGCGUUUGCGUGCCCGACCUGGGGGAGUUCCUGGGAUAUCAAGGUGCAACCAAUCCAGUAUCAACGCCAGAACACAAAAGUCCUGGCACACCGACCAGUUCCACAACGUCUAAUUCAUCGGGUCCCCAAAGUGUACCGCAAAUACCGCCACCACCGUCAGCGGUGUCUCUGUCGCACAGGCAGCAGUACCACAACGACGGGGGUUACAGCCAUCUACGAAGUCCUGUUUGCCAGGACGAAAGCCAGAGGGAUGAAACCUCUCCUCCACCUCACAAUCAUAGUACUCAACCUCCUAAUUCUCAUUCUACCACGGCAAGCAGCAAUAACAAUAACAACAACAAUAACAACAACAACAACGCCAAUAGUGCUUACAUUCACUUACGGAAUUUAAACCAAUUGAAGACAGAAACAAAUUACACCAAUCAUCAUAUAACGGAGCACUUGCAAGGUGGAGGUGGCGGUCUCGGUAGUGGCGGCGGUGGCGGCGGCGGAGGUGGCGGUGGUGGCAGCGGCGGCGGAGACAUCGGGGGCACCGGGCCCAACGAAACCGAUCUUCGGGUCAGCACCGCCGCGACGGAAAGUUACAUGACACCGGCACAUUACUCCGGAUACGACGAGGCAUCCGAAUAUCACAACUUGCCACAAGACCAUCAGACGCCGCAUCCCUAUAAUUUAGACAGCUCGCCUGAGUUCUACGGCGCCAGUGGUAUUCAUCUCGAGCCAAAAUACCAACCCCCACCGUUCAAGAACUACCCUCGAGGUCGCUAUCAUGAGGGAUACAGCGAGGGUGGUUACGGCCAGUAUGAUGCAACGUCGUUUCAAACAGUCCCCGGAAGUGGAAGCGGGACUGGCGGUGGCGGAGUUGGAAGCGACCAGUGGGGUGUGGGACCACUCGGUGAACAUCUUUCGCACCACCCUGCCUUCCUCGCGGGACUUGGACCCCGGGAUUCGUCCAACCCCCAUCAUCCAUCGUCCAUUGGAAAUAAUACCGAUCAGAAGCCACUGCUGCAGAGUGCCAUGCUAGCCGGUUACACGGGAGGUGGUCCCUGUUUCACUGGUUCGGGGCCGAUUCAAUUGUGGCAAUUCUUGCUUGAGCUUUUAACGGACAAAUCCUGCCAAGGCUUCAUCUCGUGGACCGGUGAUGGUUGGGAAUUCAAGUUAACCGAUCCUGACGAAGUAGCUCGUCGCUGGGGCAUUCGUAAGAAUAAGCCAAAAAUGAACUACGAGAAGCUUAGUCGUGGUUUGCGUUAUUACUACGACAAGAAUAUCAUCCACAAAACCGCCGGAAAACGAUACGUUUAUCGUUUCGUGUGCGACUUGCAUAGUCUCUUAGGACUCAGUCCAGAAGAGGUACACAGAAUGGUCGAGUUGAAACCCGAGAAGAAAGAAGAAGACUGAGCUUUCGUUAAGAGACGUGCAUAAGGACUACGUCACUGAGAAAAAGCGACUACCAACUAUCCAUUUUUUGACAAUCAAUAAGAACAAAAACAUUGAAUAAGUGAAGUUGCGAAAUGAGUACGGAUGAGACGCCGUUCAGAUGUAAAAGACUUUCUCUAUGUCUCGUUUGUCCAGACAUACUGAAGUCGAAUCGGUCGUACGUACCAAAGACAGGGUCCGCAUACCAUUGGUGCCUAAAGUAAUAACUAAAUUGUGAAUUGUUUUUAAGUGAUUAAUUUGCCACGCAAGAUUUUAGAAGAUAUUUAUAGCGAUAAUUUGACAAUUUAUACAUAUUAUAUAUAUAUUAUACAUAUAUAUUUUUAAUGUUACUGAUUUCUAAACACUGUGGCAUCGAUCCCUUCAACGAUGUAUCUAAAUUAUUUAUGUCCCAUCAUUUUAACAUGUGUGUUAUAUCUCGUUGAUAGAUGACACGAUGUGAUUGUUAUUACUCUAAUUCUACUACAAUAAAUCAUUACGCCUACAUGA